Molecule: messenger RNA, 777 nt
Organism: Fusarium sp. VM40
Lineage: Eukaryota; Fungi; Ascomycota; Sordariomycetes; Hypocreales; Nectriaceae
Source: the annotation of a GenBank genome assembly
AUGCAAGACCUAGCUGGAAAACAGGCGACAGCAACAUGGGUAGUGGUUGGUGCUUCUCGAGGCAUUGGCCUUGAGUUUGUCAAACAGCUGCUCGAGGCCGGACACCAUGUGAUUGGCACAGCCCGCAAUCCAGGCGCUGGCGAAUUACCGAAAGUUGCUGAAGCUCAAGAUGAUCCCAAGAGGUGCAUAGUAGAGCAGUGUGAUGUUUCCAGUAGUGAGAGUAUCGAUAACUUUGCGGCCACAAUGAAGGUAAUGGUGGAGAGUGGUAUCAAACUCGAUGGCAUCAUCUUGAAUGCCGGCGUCCUCCAAUACCCGAAUCGAGCAACCGAACUAACAUACGAAGAUUUCUCAUUUCAUUUGACAACCAACGUCAUCGGACCCAUUAUAUGCGCGCAGAAACUCAUAAACUUGGAUCCAGAGCACCCUCCCCCAAAAGUAGUUUUCAUCUCAUCCGACUCAGGAUCGACCACCAAUUUCCUCGGCCAUGAAGAUGGCUUUGCAGCAUACGCAGCGAGCAAGGCUGCUCUGAACCAAACACUGAGACAUAUGGCGUUGGAGUUGAAAAGACGCGGCGGCAAAUGGUCUGAGAUAUGUGUUCUGGCUCUUCACCCGGGCGAGGUCCACACGGAUAUGAACUCAGGCUCGGUUGACUGGGAUGUGGGAACUCUACUGGAGCCGAACGAGAGCGUCAAAGGUAUGCUUCAGGUCAUUGGGGACAAGAACCACGAUGACAGUGGCUCGUUUUGGUGUUGGGAUGGCAGGAAUUAUCCCUGGUAA